UGAGUGGCGGCGGCUUCGAAAGCGGCCUAGGACGCCAGCCGCAGCUUCCCGACCACCCACCUUCGGCCGCCACCUGGGCUGCAAAGACGCCUCUCUCCGAGCUCGCCCCAGAGACUCUGUCGCCCGGACUCUGACCCUGCCACCUGGACCAAGGCCGAGGCCCCGGUGACCCCUAGAGUCGGAGUCUACCCGGCCAAGCCGCGGCCGGAGACUACCGGCCGUCGCCAUGGCAUGCAGUCUGCAGAAGCUGUUUGCUGUGGAAGAGGAGUUUGAAGAUGAGGAUUUCUUGUCGGCGGUGGAGGAUGCAGAGAACCAGUUCAUUGGCUCACGGCCUGUGAAUGCUGGGUGCCUGCGACCUGUCUCUUCCCGGCCACAGGAGGCCCAGCUACUGCCAUGCCCCACUGCUCCUUCAGAGGCUGCGGGCCUGCCAGCCCUGGGACUCCGCCUUUCUACCUCCGGCAUGCCCAGGGCCGUUGAAGGUCCACCUUCCACAGGAACAGCUCCCCUAAGGCCUGUCUCAAUGUCCAGCAGCUGGACUGGCAAUCAGGGAAGAGUGACACUGACAGAAGUGCUCAGUGAGACCCCAGUAAGACCCCAGUCCUCAGUCUCCCACCCCCAUCUCACCUUCAAGAGCAAACAGCAGGUGAUUGGUGGCUUUGAGGGGCCUGAACAAGAUGAAUUUGAUAAGGUCCUGGCAAGCAUGGAGCUGGAACUUGGAGUUAGCGGUGAGGCCACAGGAAUCCUGCCCACCUGGCGGCGGGAGGACUCAACGUUGGCUAAAAAGGCCCGGGCAGCUGAUCUGAGCAGACCUUGCCAAAAGGGGCCCAUGCCUGCAACCCACAUAGCUGGUAUCCCGUCAGCUCGGGAUGUGCCCCCGGAUCCUGUUGUCCGCUGUGGGACUCCACAGUCCCACUUGAGGCCUGGUGCCACGGGUAACCUUCCUGUCCCAACUGCCUCAGUGGUUCGCGGUCAGCAGCCCCAUUGGGAAGUCUCUCCCGGUGGUCCCCCUCCUCAAGCACCCCAGCCUUUCCAAGCUGCUGGCAGGCUCGUUCAGAGCAGCCCUCAAAAUCAUUUCCCUGGUCAGCCAUUCCCGUCUCCAAAUGCCUGCUUAACUGGCAAACCUCAUUUUCUUACACCACAGACUCCCAACUCAAGCUGUGCUACUCCCUCAAGGACUAUCUCUGGAUUAUUUCCUCGGGGGCCCUUCCAGCCCCGAGCUCCAGCAUCUUCUGUCAAGUCUCCUGUCAGCACCCUGAAGGGCCCCCGUCCUUCCCCAGUCCCUCAAGCUGCUCUGCAGACGCCCAUCGUCACGAACCACCUGGUGCGGCUGGUCACUGCUGCCAACCGGACACCCCAGCAGCCCGCUUGCACUUCCACCCGCGCCAAAACGCGCCGCUUCCCCGGCCCAGCAGGGCUCCUGCCUCACCAGCACAGUGGGAAAAAUCUGGACGACAUCAUGGUUUCCACGCCCCAGACUCCGACUCAUGGUGCUCUGGCUAAAUUCCGGACAGAGAUUGUUACUAGUUCCCAGGCAUCGGUGGAGGAGGACUUUGGGCGAGGGCCCUGGCUGACCAUGAAAUCUGCUCUGGGCCUGGAUGAGAGAGACCCUACCUGUUUCCUCUGUACCUACAGCAUCAUCAUGGUGCUGCGGAAGGCAGCCCUGAAGCAGCUGCCCAGGAACAAAGUCCCCAACAUGGCAGUGAUGAUCAAGUCCCUGACCCGGAGCACAGUGGACGCCAGUGCGGUUUUCAAGGACCCCACGGGAGAGAUGCAGGGCACGGUGCACAGGUUGCUGCUGGAGACACGCCAGAAUGAGCUGAAGCCUGGCUCAGUGCUGCUGCUAAAGCAGAUCGGAGUGUUCUCUCCUUCACUCCGAAAUCACUACCUCAACGUGACGCCCAACAACCUGGUCCACGUUUAUAGCCCAGAUUCUGGGGAUGGGAACUUCCUCAAGCCAUCUCAGCCCUUCCCCAAGGAUCCAGGAAGCUUCCAUGAACGCCUCCAGCAUGAGACCGAGAAGCCUGGGAAAGGCCUCAGAAUAGCACAGAACCCAGAGGCAGGGGCAUCACCUGAGAAAGAACUACUCCCAGAAGCAGAUGACCUAGAUGGACUCCUGAGUGAGCUCCCUGAGGACUUCUUCUGUGGCACCAGCAGUUGGGGCUCCCCCAAGGCAGGGCACCCCCCAUGAGCCGGCAGCCUCAGCACCCAGGAGAGAGAAGACCAACACAAUUGGAAAACAAAGUUCCGGGACUUCUCUGGCUGCUCCCACCCUGGACACUUACCCUGAGAACACCCUCGUCCCUCGGGUUCUGCAGUGCCGUCACUCUGGGUCUUCCUUUGGCAACCGGAACUCUGCCCAGGAUCAACUCCAGCUCUACUGUCCUCCAAGCCCUCGGGUGCACAUUCCGUCUCCUCCUCCAACAGGGAAGGUGUGCCAUUCUCCCACCUCAGCUUGAAUUUAGAGGAUGCUGGGCCUGGUCCCUUUACUCCCUAGUCCGCGGGCAGCUGAGGAGCUAAGAGGAGCCGCACCACAGCAGUGGCGACCUGUCCCUCUGGGCAAGGAAGGAACGCUCAGACUUCCCUCUGCGUCGUCUCUUGAGGCCUGUAGCUGGCCAGCUCACCUGUGCCCAGGGCUCCCAGGAGCGGGGGCAGGAGGACGGCUGAGGUGCCUUAUUCUGAAAUAAAGCAGCCGCCUGCUUCACCCA
Orcinus orca (killer whale) is the source of this 2705-nucleotide messenger RNA. It is a transcript of the gene HROB, whose product is annotated as homologous recombination factor with OB-fold. The transcript is spliced from 10 exons. Lineage: Eukaryota; Metazoa; Chordata; Mammalia; Artiodactyla; Delphinidae. The record is from RefSeq and is a predicted model, not a curated record. Gene Ontology annotation, biological process: recombinational repair. Bases 227 to 2188 code for a protein of 653 amino acids.